GGUUCAGCGUGCUCCUCCGCUCCGCGGGGCGCAGCUAAAGUGAAUCCUGGACUUUCUAUCAACAGAAGUUCUUUCUGUCAUGUUAAAUUAUCCACCGGUAACGAAUGUGAUAACCGAGCAGCCAAUCAGAUCGGAGGGUUUCGGACCGUAUUCACGGUGCUGACUAUGACGGUCCUGAAUCUGUCCUUUGCCGCCUGUGGAUUCUUGGGGAUCUACCACUUGGGGGCCGUGGGAGCCUUCCUCCGCCAUGGCAACCAGCUGAUUGGCUCCCUCGGGGCCUGUGCAGGGGCCUCGGCCGGGGCCCUGGUGGCUGCUGUGAUGAUCACGGCCCCCGACAAGUUGGAGGAGUGUAAAGACUUCACUUACAGGUUUGCUCAGAAUGUGAGAGCACAGCAGCUCGGCGCCAUGACACCAGGAUACAACUUCAUGCUGACGUUACGGGAGGGGAUGGAGGAGAUUCUACCCGGUGACGCUCACAGUCUGGCCACGGACCGCCUCCACGUCUCAAUAACACACUCCAGAAGUGGCAGGAACCACAUUGUGUCGAGGUUCACCUCCAGGGAGGAGCUCAUAAAGGCUCUACUGGCCAGCAGCUUUGUUCCUGUCUAUGCUGGACUCAAACCAGUGGAAUUCAGGGGACAGAAAUGGAUUGAUGGAGGGUUCACUGACAGCCUGCCAAUUCUGCCUGUGGGGCGAACCAUCACCGUGUCUCCCUUUGCUGGACUGCAGGAUGUGUGUCCUGUCCACAGUGGGCACUUCAACACUCAUCUCAGGCUGGCCAACAUGAACGUUAUGUUCUCCAUGGAGAACAUCAAACGUCUGAACCAGGCUCUGUUCCCUCCAUCAACCAGCGGCAUGCACUUCUUAUGCGAACAAGGUUUCGAUGACGCCGUGAGGUUCCUAAAGAGAGAGGACUGGAUGAGCUGACGGGAAAAAAACAAAACUCAUGGAAAGAACUUGCUCUUACGAACGAGCACGAAGCCAAAUAUCAUUCGCCGAAAUGACAGAUUUGAUUGAUUUUACUGUAUUCUAUUUCCAGCGUGACUUUAGUUUUAUAGUGUCUCCAUGAAGCGAUGCUGGAGAGAAGCUACCAGCACAUGGAUUCAACAGCUCCAUGCAGACCGAUCUGUGAUGGCCUCAGUGUAUAUUUAUAAAGCAGAGCAUGAAAGAG
Limanda limanda (common dab) is the source of this 1171-nucleotide messenger RNA. RefSeq names its product patatin-like phospholipase domain containing 4 (gene pnpla4). The record is from RefSeq and is a predicted model, not a curated record. Gene Ontology annotation, molecular function: triacylglycerol lipase activity; retinyl-palmitate esterase activity. The transcript has 7 exons. Gene Ontology annotation, biological process: lipid homeostasis; triglyceride catabolic process. Gene Ontology annotation, cellular component: cytoplasm; lipid droplet; membrane. NCBI's taxonomy places the organism in Eukaryota, Metazoa, Chordata, Actinopteri, Pleuronectiformes, Pleuronectidae. The coding region runs from base 166 to 927 and encodes 253 amino acids.